AUGGUCAGCCACGUCGCCGCCGGGUCUGGCCAGCGGCAGGCGGCCCAGCGGGAGGCGUCGAGGAGGGCGGGCGAGAGCAGCUGGGGGCCGCCCGGGCGCGCGGGCAGCGGGUUGAACCGGGGGGCGAGCGGGGCCUCGCGCGGUGCUGAGCCGGGCGGGGCCGAUGGCGCGGCGUCGUCGAGCAACGGGCGGGCGCUGCGGAGGGACAGCUCGAGCAGGCUGGCGCGCAGCACGUCCUCGUUCGGGCGCUCCCUGAGCCGCAGGGUCUCCAAGCGGCCCUCCGGGUUCCUCAAGAUGCGCGACCUGAUGCAGGCCGAGGCCGAGAUGCAGCGGCACUCCCAGGAGCUGCAGGCGCAGCACAGGGCACGGGCGGCGCCCUCCGACCUCAGGCAGCAGCUCAGCGGGGGGUCCUCGCGGGCGUACUUGACGUCGCCCUGCCAGGCCAUCGCGGAGGGACGGAUGUCCGGGCCGCCCGAGCUCAACGAGCUCUUCAGGCAGCUCAGCGCCGACGAGCGCGGGCGCAGGGCCAGGCCGGAGGCCAGCCACAGCCGGCGCGGCCUCCUCUCGGGCGGCCCCAGCGGGACGGGCUUCCUCGCGGCAGUAGACGAACACGAGCACAGCAGCCACCGCCACACGCCAGACGACUCGCAGGCGAAGCCAGAGAGUCCGUCCCGGCCGGGGCUGCGGCGCCCCGUAGCGAUCCUGCAAUCGAUUCGGAACAUGUCCUCUCGGAUCAGCGCGGGGCGGUCGUCGAACGGCGACGCAGGCCCGAGCGGGCGGUCCGCCACGGAGGCGGAGGCGGAGGCUUUGCCGCGGGCGCUGCCCACGGAGAAGCGGAUGCGGUUUGCGUCGAGCGCGGCGAGCCCGGGGGACUCGCGGAGACAGGCCACGGCGGCGUCGGAGACGAUGCACGACGAGCGGAGCGUCGCGGAGUCGCACCUGGCGGCGAUGGCGAGCGGCCUCGCCAAGGGGGAGCCGUUGCACGGGCAGGACAGCGACGACGAGGGGUACGCGGCGCACUUUUGGACGCGCCACGGGCACCGGAAGCGGUACUUCGGGCAGGACGUGUCCAAGUGGAAGAAGAAGGGCCCUCAGGGGGCGGUGUCGAAGCGGGGGCGCGGCCUCAUGCCGGUGCUGACGCGCGCGUUCACCACGCAGACCCGGCGCACCAGCGUCCACGCGGACGAGCCCGACGCGGUGCGGCCGUUCGGGUGCUUCCGGAGGAAGCGCGCCGCGGCCCCGGAGGACACCCGGCGGCAGCUGGCGCCGCACGCGGGCGCGAUCGCGCGGUCCCGCACGCUGGCGCACCCCAUGACGCUCAUCAACCGCAUCAAGCAGUUCGGGCGCGUGGACCCGCCGGGCGUGCGGCUGAUCCGCUUGGUGCAGCAGGAGCCGCACUUCAUGGGCCGGCGCCUGCUCAACCUGUACCGCGUCCUGACCGUCCUGGGGUACGGCCACGUGUACUCCUUCACGGUGGCCGAGGUGGUGAUGAUCUUCAACUGCCUGGGGCUCGUGGUGUCGGAGUCGAUCGUGUACCACCUCCUCGCCGAGAUGGACAUGCUCCCGGAGACGAGCCGCGUCUCGCGGGACGAGUUCGCGCUGUUCUACCUCGUGCACGAGGAGCGCAUGCGCUCCGAACACGCGCUGCUCGAGGACGCGUUCCGGGUGUUCGACAUCGACGGGUCCGGGAAGCUCUCCGUCGGGGAGAUCUCCAGCACGCUCAAGGACCUGGGCGACAUGAUCACGCCGCGGGAGGCGGCCGCGUUCAUGCACAUCAUGCAGAAGAUGGACCGGGACUCCGACAGCACGCUCACGUUCGGGGAGUUCAUCGCCACGCACAUCGAAGGCUGGGAACUCAUGGAGCGCGUCGGGCAGAUUCCGGAUCACUGUUUGCUGGCGCCCGCCUCGACGCCGUUCUCGAGGGCCGUCGCCAAGCGCACGCGGGAGUUCAUUGAGAACCCUGACAGGCGGAUCUCGACGGACAUCGACGACAGGCGGCAUUCCCUCGAGGCCGGAACCUCUCGUGGGACCAUGGCGCCGUCCGAGGGCUUCUCCGAGGACGAGGAUGGCGACCCAGUGCUCAAGAGGCUGAUUCUCGUACAGCAUAUGCUUGAAGCAGAGAUGCGGCCCGUACCCGUCAGCGGGACCCCACGCACCACCAAGAGAGGGUUGCGGAGGUCGGUUCUCGGCGGCGUGAAAAGCGGAAUGUCGGAAGCGCUGCUGAGCCCGAUCUCCCGCACUGCGCGAAGCAUGCUGGGCGGGCUGCAUGACGAAGAUAACGAAGUGUCUUCGCACCAGUCGAACUUCCUGAGCAAGUUCCGCCUCAAGAGCAUGAAGAGCAUGAAGAGCAUCAAGGGCGCAGUCUCCGGGCUCAACCUGCACAAGAGCCUCAAGACCAAGCGCGAGGCCGGCGUCGCUGAGGACGAGGGUCCCUCAGCGCCAGGGAAGAAGAUGGCGCUGCGCACGAAGACGGCACCCGGGGCGGAGCUGGUGGCUGCAGACGAGCCGGGACCUAGCAAGUCGAAGCGGUCGAGCCGCGAGGUGCCGCGCAGACGGAACCGUCAGACUGGCGCGUCGGUCGCUUUCGACGUGGGCUCGGAUCGUGGCGACUCGCCCCCGCGGGCCUCCGAGACCGAGGACGAGGGCAAGGGCAAACGGAAGGGUGCGCGGGGGCGGUCCGAGGUCGGCGACGACCCGCGGACGCCGCGCACCUCGAAAAAGGGCGCCAAUCGCUCCGUGACGUUCACGGGCGGGGCGAAGAGCCCCGCGGAGCGCCUGCCGCCGGCCAAGGCGGGGGACACGCCCAAGCAGGCGGGGCGCUCCGCGGCCACGUCGCGCGCCACAUCGCGGGGUUCUCGCGCGGCGAAAUCCGAGAAGCAGCUCUCGAUGGCGCCCGAGACGCCGCUGCCCCAGAAGACGGUUUCAGGGGUGAGCGGCGCUGUCGUGCUGCGUACGAUGACGCUCACCGCGCUCAAGGUGGACCGCGCGGACGACGGAGACGGGGGGGUGAAGAGGCCGAUCGGGAGCCGGCACACGACCUGGCGCUCGGGCAUGUGGACCCGCGGCAAGUUGAUCCCGCCGGGCGACGUCUCCCUCGAGCUGGAGCAGUCGCCGCAGGACCGGGCGGCGUUCGGGAGGGCGCUGCAGCUGCGCCUGGUCGAGCUCGAGCGCACGCUUCGCUGGACCAUGGCCAACCUCGCAAACAAGCUGUCAAACAAGAAGGGCGAGGAGGAGGAGGACGAGGAAAAGCUGUUGUCGAAGCGUCAGGUGUCGGAGUACAACCCGGAGAAGCACACGCAGGCCGACCGGCUCUUCAAGGCCACGGCCGCCGUGGUCUCCGGAGUGGAGCUGCGGCGCAGCGGGGCCGAAGGAGCCGCCAGUCCGCGCGCCGUGCGGAAGAUCGGCGUGGCGGACAUCCUCGGCAACAACAACGGGUUCAAAGAAGCCGGCAUGCAAAUGCGGGACCCGCGCAACAUCAUGCGCAUGAUGCACGACACGCCGUCCGCGCGGGACGGUCUCGCCCAGAAGAAGCCGCAGAACGCGAUGGCGUCUCGGAUGCUGUCGGCGGCGCGCAGAUCGAUGGAGGCGGAGGUCUCCCGACGCAGCGGCAGGAGCGCGGGCAGCCAGGCCGACGCCUCAGGCAGCGCCAGACAGGGGACUGCAUCGGAAGCUCGUGAGUCCGAGGCGGAGGCGAGCGAGCUUCCCGCUGUCGUCGAGCCUCCGUCGGGGUCGAUCGAGAUGGGCGCCCUGACAGCCUUUGGGGGGGGUAAUAGGGUUUCUACCGAGGUGUACGGGCAGGCCGCGACCGCGGAUUCGGACGCCAGGGAGACGCCGAGAGUUGCGAUCGGGCCCGGGGACCAGUCCGCGGGGGUGCGCAUCGUUUCGGAGGUGCAGGACGUGUCGGAGAUUUCUGCGGUGGAGACGGUGCAGGAGCAGCGGCGCAAGCUCCAGCAGCUGGAGAGCGAGCUCAUGGCGAAGGAGCAGGCGCUGCGGGAGAAGCAGGAUCAGCUCGAGGCCGAGCAGCUGCGUCUGCAGCGCACGCAGGACGGCGACGCCAGCGCCGGCGAGCAGCAGCAGCUGCAGUCCAAGGUGGACGCGCUCAGCAGCCAGAUGCAGCGCCUCAACGACAACCUCAUGAACCUGCAGUCCGAGCUCUUCGGGCGCCGCGGGGGCGGCCGCGACGCCCGCGAGGGCCGCAGCCGCGCCCGCCGCCGCGUCGCACCUGCGCCCCUCACUCAGGGCCCGCUGGUGGCCAUCGGCGCGACGGGCGUCGAAAGCGACGACCCGCCCACGGACGCCGGCGUCGCCACCGAGCCCCCGCGUCGCCGGCUCCCACAGGUGGCGCCCGCGGCGGACUCGGAGCCGCAGGGGCACCGCACGCCCCCGCGCGGCAUGUCGCGGUCGCGCGUCACCCCGCUGCCCCCACCGAUGGCGCGUCCCGAGCCCAUGCCUUCGUCCGUCUCGAGCGGGGCGACGCUGCUCGGCGUGGAGCGGUCAACGGACAAGAUUGGGGUGGGGUCGCACUCAGGGCGCGGACCUGCCAUCUCGGGGCUGACCACCACGCCCGAGCACCCCGCGCCUCCCGCUCCGUCGCCUGGGCGCGCCGAGGCGGACUUGGCUACUGGGGAGUCGCACCGCGCGAUGAUGUUGGCGGUGGGGCACGACGUGGUGCGCCCCACCACGGCCGAGCAGCAGCGCGCUGGGAGAGACACCCCCGAGGGGCUCCCGCUCGCGAUGGCCAAGGCAGAAGCGGCUGGAUCGGUGGCGAGCGGGUCGCCGUCGCAGCAGCCGUACGACGAGCAGUCGGACGCCACCACCCUUGUUGGCCGGCAGCGCCCCAAGUCGACGCAGCGCGUGGACAGCGGGGGCGAGAUGACGGACCCGCACCAGCCGGUCUCCCCGCAGAGGGCGGGUCCUGCGUGA
This is a messenger RNA of Pedinophyceae sp. YPF-701, 4923 nucleotides long. The record is from the annotation of a GenBank genome assembly. Lineage: Eukaryota; Viridiplantae; Chlorophyta; Pedinophyceae.